AUGUCUUCCUCUGUCAAGAAGUACGAUGUAUUCAUUAGCUUCAGGGGUGAGGAUACCCGAACCAAUUUCACUAGCCAUCUUCAUAGUACUCUCUGCCACAACAAAAUUGAAACAUACAUUGAUUAUAAUCUUAAAAAGGGAGAUGAAGUUGGGCCUGCACUUGCCGAAGCAAUCAAGGACUCGCAUAUCUCUCUCAUAGUUUUCUCAAUAAACUAUGCUUCCUCAAAGUGGUGCUUGGAUGAACUCCUCAAAAUACUCGAGUGCAGAAAACAUCAUGGACAGGUAGUUAUACCUGUGUUCUAUGGAACAGAUCCAUCAGAUGUACGCCACCAGACCGGGAGUUACGAGAAAGCAUUCGCAAAACAUGAGAGAAAUCUCAGGAACAAUGAAUCCUACCACGACAAAGUGUCUGAGUGGAAAGCUGCUCUCACUAUAGCAGCUAAUAUAUCUGGAUGGGACUCUCGUACCCAUAGGGAUGAUUCUCAAGUCAUCCAAAACAUUGUCAAUGAUGUUUGGCAAAAGCUGUACCUGAUGUACCCUAAUGAACUGAAAGGCCUUGUUGAAAUUGAUGAAAAUAGUAACUCCAUUGAAUCCCUACUCAAAAAAGUUCCAAGAAUUGGAAUUUGGGGCAUGGGUGGAAUAGGAAAGACUACCAUAGCUAGAGACAUGUUUGCCAAACACUUUCCACAAUAUGACAGUGUGUGCUUCCUGGCAAAUAUAAGAGAAGAAUCAGAAAAGUUGGGACUAUCAUAUACACGUGAUAAGCUUCUCUUUGAGCUACUAAAGGAACCAAUUACCACAUCACAUGUUACUGGAUCCACAUUCAUUAGGAGGCGGCUCAGUGGUAAAAAAGUUUUCGUUGUACUUGAUGAUGUGGAUAGUUCUGCACAAUUAGAAUAUUUGUGUGAAGAAUUAGAUGACCUUGGAGCAUAUAGUAGACUCAUUAUAACAACAAGAGAUAAGCAUGUUCUUAGUAGAAGAGUUGAUGAGAUAUUUGAGGUCACAAAAUGGAAGUAUCCAGAAUCUUUGAAGCUUUUUAGCUUAGGAGCCUUCGAGCAAAGCCAUCCUAAAGAUGGUUAUGAGCAUCUUUCAGAAAGGGCAGUUGUGUAUGCAGGAGGCGUUCCCUUAGCUUUAAGAGUAUUGGGCUUACAUUUUCAUUCCAGAGAUGUUGAAUUUUGGAAAUGUGAAUUGAAUAAAUUUGAGAGCAAGAAGGAAUCCUUUAAGGAAAUUCAAAACGUGUUACAAGUGAGCUAUAAUGGAUUAUCAGAGCUAAACCAGGCAAUAUUUCUGGACAUUGCAUUCUUUUUCAAAGAUGAAAAUAAAGAUGAUGUCAUAAGGAUACUUGAUGCGUGUGGUUUCUUUGCUACUAGUGGAAUAAGAGUCCUUGAAGAUAAAGCCCUUAUAACUAUUUCAAAGAGCAAUAGAAUACAAAUGCAUGACUUGCUACAAGAAAUGGGUUUGGGUAUAGUUCGGAAAGAAUUCAGCAAAGACCCAGGAAGACGUAGCCGAUUAAGGGAUAUUGAAGAAGUUUGUGAUGUACUUAAAAAUAACAAGGGGACUGGUGCGGUUGAAGGCAUAACAUUAGAUUUGUCUCAAAGAGUAGAUUUACACUUGACAGCUGACACAUUCAACUUGAUGAUUAGUUUAAGAUUUCUUAAAUUAUAUGUUCCUUUGGGUAAGAAGAGUUCAAGUACUGUGUACCAUCCUACAGAUCUUAUGCCAUUUUCUGAUAAAUUGAGAUACCUUGAGUGGAAUGGAUACCCUUUGAAGUCUCUUCCACCACCCUUUUGUGCUAAACUGCUUGUUGAGAUUCGCUUGCCGCAUAGCAAUGUUAAAUAUCUUUGGCACAACUCGCAGGAACUUGUGAAUUUAGAGGGAAUGGAUCUAAGUGAAUGCAAACAGUUGAUGGAGCUCCCAGAUUUGUCUGGCGCGUCAAAACUCAAAUGGCUUUAUCUCUCCGGUUGUGAAAGUUUAUGCCAUGUUCACCAAUCUGUCUUUUCUAACGACACACUUGUUACUCUGCUACUGGAUAGGUGCAAAAACCUGAAUAGUCUUAUGAGUAAGAGGCAUUUGAGAUCUCUACAUAAGAUCAGUGUCAAUGGCUGCUCAAGUCUAAAGGAAUUUUCAUUGUCCUCGGAUUCAAUUGAAAGUUUGAAUUUAAGCAACACAGGAAUCGAAAUAUUGCACUCAUCAAUUGGUCAUCUAAGAAAGCUUGUGUGGCUCAAUCUAGAAGGUUUAAGACUUAAGAAUCUUCCAAAUGAGUUGUCUGGCCUUACAUUUCUUACUGAGUUUUGGAUUUCAAACUGCAAUAUAGUAACUAAACACAAGUUACAUGUGCUAUUCGAUGGCCUGCGAUCUUUACAAAUACUAUAUUUGAAAGAUUGUCAUAACUUGUCUGAACUCCCAGACAACAUCAGUGGCUUAUUUUCAUUAUACGAAUUAAGACUAGAUGGAAGCAGUGUGGAGAGGUUGCCUGCAAGCAUUGCAGAUCUCUCAAGCCUAGAAAUUCUGUCCUUAGAGAAUUGCAAGAAGCUUCGGUUUCUGCCAGAGCCUCCUAAAAACAUAAAGGAGUUUUAUGGAGAUAACUGCACUUCAUUGGUGACAGUAUCAACUUUAAAGACCUUUUCAGAAACAAUGAAUGGAAAGGAGAAAUACAUUUCUUUCAAGAAUGUUGAGAAAUUGGAUAAGCCUUCACUCGACUGCAUUAUGGAAGGUGCACUAUUAACAAUGAAGAGUGCUGCAUUUCACAAUAUAUUAGUAAGAAAAUACAGUUUGGAAGCCCACAGCUAUAAUUACAACAGUGCUGAGGUUUGUUUACCAGGAAGCAUAGUCACAGGGCAGUUCAAAUACCGAACAACAGAUUCCUCCAGAAGUACUAUUGUACUUCCUGACCUUUCCUAUUUGCUGGGAUUCAUUUUCUUGGUGGUUGUUUCUCCAUCCAAUGGAUUGAAGAAGCAUGGUGAUGGUGCUAAAAUUCAAUGUCAAUGCUACUCGGAAGAUGGCACAAAGGUGGGAUAUGCGUCUACAUGGCAUUAUAAAACUGUUACGGAUUUAAACUCCGAUCAUGCUUAUGUAUGGUAUGAUCCAUUCCAUUCUGACAGCAUUCUCGGCAGCGAUGAAACAAAGGUUUCUUUUGAAUUCAGUGUUACAACUGAUACUGGGGAACCACAUGGGUUGUUCAAUGUAAAAGAAUGUGGGGUCUGCCCAAUAUAUUUCUCAGAAUUUCCAAGUUUUUUACACAUAAUGAAAUUGCCCCAGGCCUUGGAAUGGGAGUUGACAUUGGAGUUGUCGGCGGAGUUAGGACCAGGGUUAUAUGAGGCAAUGCAUCUUCAGUCAGAAUCAAUUCAAAGUCCUGAUGAGAGCAAAAGCAGUGACAUAAGUUUCCAGAUACAGAUACAAGAAUUGGACUCCAAUGAAAAAUGUUGCUGUUCCUAUGAAUCCUUAGUCGGACAUUAUAUGUUGAACACAUUGGAGCAACUUUCUUCUCAAUCAACCUUUGCUUUGAACAGGUCGCUUGAGGUGCUUAUGGAGAUUAAUCUGCAGUCAGAACCAGGAAAAGUUCCUGAUCAUGUUUUUACUUUUGAGUUUAUUGGAGAGCAAGAGUCCAAAGAUACACAGAAUCCAUCAGAAUAA
Molecule: messenger RNA, 3633 nt
Organism: Gastrolobium bilobum
Lineage: Eukaryota; Viridiplantae; Streptophyta; Magnoliopsida; Fabales; Fabaceae
Product: disease resistance protein RPV1-like
Exons: 6
Coding region: 1-3633 (1210 amino acids)
Biological process (GO): defense response; signal transduction
Molecular function (GO): ADP binding
Source: RefSeq, a predicted model, not a curated record